GAAUCUCUCAUAACCAUUGUCAAAAAUAAAAGGAAUCAUCUUGCUCACGAUGACCACCCGCCCAUCACAAACAAGAACCUUGCUGAGGAAGCAAAAGAGAUUCAAGACAUCCUGACCAGGAUUCUAAAAUUUAGUGGGCAGAUUUACGGUCUUGAACCAGGCACAGUAGAACGUGAGAUUGACGAAGUGGAAUCUGCAAUUAGGUCGUGCCUUCAUGGCGAGUUUGAAGCAAGUACAUUUGAAGACUACAAGAAGGAGAUGCUCUUUGAAGCCCUGUCAGACCUAGUUAAUGAAGAAGGUGUGAAGGAAGUGCUUCAGCAAUAUGACACGGCUUACGAAAGCGAAGUGAGCACUGUGAACCAUUUAGCUGAGGUCAAACUCCCUUUAAAGGAAGUUUAUACAGAGAUGAAACUUAGAGGAGAGUUGCCAUCUGGAGAAGAGGUCAGUGCUUUAUAUGAGGAUGUUUUGUGACACCAGAGUUCUGAAAAAACAAAUGAUAUUGUCGUAAUAGAUGGCGUAGCUGGGGUUGGGAAAACAACACUGACAAAAAAGAUUGUGACUGACUGGAAGUUAAAGGAAGGGAACAUGAAAUACCUCGACACUUAUGACCUCUUGCUGAAAGCUGAGUGCAGAAACUCAGCCAUAAAGUCGUUCGACGAUUUACUAUAUCACCUUAUGCCGGGGGUUUCCAAAAUAUUCAAACCUGGUGAUCUAAAGAAGGUGGUACUUGCUCAGAAGGUGCUCAUCGUACUGGAUAGUCUGGAUGAACUGAAUAAGUCAUCAGCUAAUUUGCUUGGGGAAAUUCUUGACCUUAAGGCACAUUUUGGAAUAAUAUUGCUGAUUACAACCAGACCUGAGAAGCUAACCUAUUUGCACCAAAGAGUGAAUUUCCACAACGUGAAGCACAUCCAGCUUUUGGGAAUUCCUCUGGAAAGAAGGGAUGAUUUUGUUAUCAAAUACCACAGUGAGAUUGCUAAGAUAUAUCCACAAGCACAAGAUGUAAAAGGCCUACUCAGCUACCUGAAGGGAACCGAACAUCGUUUAGCUGACUUAUGGAGGCUGCCAUAUAACAUUUCUUUACUGAGUAUAUUAUGGGCUUAUGACCACAUGAAUGUCAUCAAAAUUAACACUGCUCCCGAACUAUAUGGAGAGAUAUUCAGGCUGUACAGAAACAAACUGAAAGAAAGACUGCAAAUCAGUAUACCAACAGAUGAAUCUGUGUUGCGCAGGAAGAUUGAUUACUUCUUACAUGCUCUAAGCAAAGAAUCCUUAAUGGGACUCACGAAUGAUCAAAUUAACAUACCACAACCAGCCUAUAAAAGAAUGGAGGAAGUUUGCAGAAAUAUACAAGUUCCCAUUGAAGAGAUGAUCAGUGCGUUCCUUAAGCGCGUUCCUAGCAAAGAAGUGAUAUACUCAUUCCCACACAAAGGUCUCCAAGAUUUUCUCGCAGCUUGGUACAUUUUUCUGGAAAUCUCUGGGGAAGAUCAUGGACAUGACAUAGAAGAGAUAAUGAAAGCGGUAACUUCAUGUCUUAUUCAAAACAGGGUUUCACCUAAGGUGAGUAACACCAUUGUGGAGACGGUAAAGAAGGAACUAACAAAUAAGCACAAGACCACAAGACUUGGUUUUAGGACAGCUGUUAAUUCAAUGCUACAGUCAUUUUUAAGCCCCAAAACGAGUGUCAUUCGGAAUUUGCUAGAGGACAUUUGUGGCUCUCCUCAGUUAGAAUUAGCAAAGUUUGAAAACACAUUAUUUUGUUUGAUUGGCCUGUUUUAUUCGGAAGAGGUCGAAAUUGCCGAAGAUGUCAAACUAGAGGCGUUGGAGCUCCUCCAGGCGACUGGAAUGAGAGACAGAGAUUCAUGGAUCAGAAUACUCAACUCUGUCAAGUGUGAUGAGUUCAUUGCUGCCUUCAUCAGUAAGCAGCAAAAGGUUUUCAGUGGGAACAUUCAGAUGACAGAUUCAUCAUUGUCUGCCUACUUUGCUCUCUUGAAAUCUCUGAAGCGCCCUUUCAAGGAGGCCAGGACAGUGAGGAUUGACAUUGCCAUUGAGGGAGAGCUAAUGGGAGCUCAUGAAUUGCUCCACUUGAUCAGUUCAUUCCAAAUGACAAUUAAGAAACUACUUAUAACUCGGAGAAAUUACAAAGAGUACACUGACAUGAUAAGAAAGCUCUCAUCACCCCUGAAAGAUGAAGGUGAUAUUGAAGUUGACAUUGCUCUCGACAAAGACUUGCGCAACAUCGGGGAACUACUAACUGUGGUAAAACAACACAACUUCAAGGUUAGAAAGCUCAAAGUGCACGAUCUUGAAGUUCGUGAUUCCAAUGUUGUGGAGUAUGUCAAAAUGCUGAAGUCUCUUCCACAAUUGUCUCCAAGCACUAAUCAUAACAUUGUCAAAAUUAAUGUCGUUGGUGAUCUGAUCGGAGCUGAUGAACUCCUGGAACUCCUCGUGCAUCAACAUUUCACAGUGAGGAAACUGCUGAUUAAUGACAAUAAUUUUACAAGAUAUACUGACCUGCUGGGUAAGAUAAGCAUGCCUUUUAGGGAUAAAGGAAAGCUAGAAAUAACUUUAAAUGUAGAUGAAGAUUUAUGGAAGCUCACCGCCCUAUUGAACCUCAUCAAUAUAAACCAGUUUCAAGUCGUACUAUUUAAAGUCAAGAAUUUUAUUAUAGAUGACACAAACUUCCCUGAAUGCAUUUCAGCCCUCAAGGAGAUGCCAGCGCCAUCAAACCAGGCAAAUGAAACAUGCAUUGAUCUUGAAAUUACUGGAAACUUAAUAGGAGCCAGUGAUUUACUCACCUUGAUAAAUCUCAGCGGAUUCACAGUCAGGCGAUUUCUGGUAACUGAAAAUAAUUUCACAGACUACACAGCAAUGCUAGAAGGAUUGGCUACGACUUUCAAGGAAGCAAGUAAAGUUGAAAUGCACUUACUUAUUGAUGAAGAUAUUUCCACCAUCAGCAGACUGAUAACAGAAAUAAAGAAGAAACGUCUUCAUAUUUACACUUUCCAAGUGAGAGAUUUUGAAAUAAACGAUUCUAACAUCACUCUCUGCCUCCUGAUCCUGAGGUCUUUGUCUCCACAAUGCCGAAAGAACAAAAAGCCCAGUGCUAAAAUUGCCAUCAAGGAAGGUGUAAGAAUCAGUCAUGACUUUCUUCAACUUAUCAGGAUCUAUGAAAUUAAUGUGGAGAGCAUCUUAAUAACAGACUCAAACAUUGAGAGAUAUGUUAAUGUACUGUCACAUCUUUUGGAACCCUUGAAAGAUGCCAGCAAUGUGAACAUAGAUAUAGAGGUGACAACCAGUCUGCCUGAUAUACAAGAGAUUCUGAUAUUGACCAGACUUUAUGGUUUUUGCUUGAGAAAAAUGCAUAUGAAGGGGAGGUUUAUGUGUACAUAG
Messenger RNA from Macrobrachium nipponense, 3390 nucleotides. RefSeq lists its product as uncharacterized. The transcript has a single exon. The coding region runs from base 586 to 3390 and encodes 934 amino acids. Lineage: Eukaryota; Metazoa; Arthropoda; Malacostraca; Decapoda; Palaemonidae. The record is from RefSeq and is a predicted model, not a curated record.